GAGAGGCAGAAGCCGCUAGACAUUCCUCUAUUGGCUUUACCAGGUGUCAACAAUGAGGACAUGAGGAUCCACAGAUCCCAGAGCCAGACAAUCCUUCCGAAAGCACAUCCUGCCCUUCGCAAAUCCAAGCGAAAUCUGGCCAUGUACUGCGACGAUCUUACCCUCAUGCUGCUCAAACAGCGUCGUCCUGGACGCAAGCCGACCAAGCUUUACAAACCAAGUGCCGUGCAAUUGCCGCCUGUGCACAACAAGGAGGCGCCGCGGAUGUCUCAGAGCACAGAGCUUGUCGAGGAGAGAAUCGUACAUGCGCACUUUCACUACCACUACCACCUUCCUGGUCUUCAGGCCGGGCACAUGAAGCAGAUGAAAUGA
This is a messenger RNA of Symbiodinium necroappetens, 372 nucleotides long. Lineage: Eukaryota; Dinophyceae; Suessiales; Symbiodiniaceae. The record is from the annotation of a GenBank genome assembly.